GGUAGGGAACUCUAGCAACCUUGUCGUCAAUGAUUGGGGAGGACCCGGAGAGGUCCCACUUCAGCAUGAAGGAGUCGGGGAGGGGCUCUAUGACACGUGUGUGUUGAAGUCGUCAUCAGAGGAAUUCUCGAAGUUCUCUUGCGAAGAUGGUGGGGAUAGUUUGACAGCCGAGAAAAAUUCAUGUGGCAGAGAAGGCUUCGCAACGUGGCUCUUCCACCACGGUGAAGUGAAACUUCGUUUUUUUGACAUCUACAGCAAUAAUCUUAUGCAUAAAGUCCGGACUUGAUGUGGAGAUUAGGAUUCGGGAUGAAUCAAGCUUGAGCUUUUUCGCUGUUCAGAGAUCUAAGGAAAUGAACUCUUCGCAGAUGGUUGGUUAGCUCCACCUGAAAUAUAGGUUCCAUUUGGUAAUCCGGGGCAUAUGUCAAAUGAGUUAGUGUUUUUCGCAGGGUCGCGGUUUGUUUGUCUGCUGGGAGGCCAAGUAUAAUCAUUCUGCAACCUUGGCUCUUGAGGAUUAAAAGCGUCUGCUUCUUAUGGGUAGGUGGUUUGCCAGAAGAGAGGUUGAGUUCUUGGAUUCGUAUUGUUUUGCCUUGCAUAUCCAGCUCUAGAAGGGUUUUGUUUGUGUAAGACAAUGAAGAUUAGUGAGAAGAGCAAUAUGGCUGGGUUGGUGCUGUGGUGUAUUCUUCUUUUAAUAGGUCUGAAUACUGUUAACACUUUAUCCUACGAUUACACUGCUUCGAUCGAGUGUUUGGCAAGUCCUCAAAGACCUCAAUAUAAUGGAGGAGUCAUUCGAAACCCAGAGCUGAAUGAAGGGUUGAAGGGAUGGUCUACGUUUGGAGAUGCUAAAAUAGAGCACAGGAAAUUGGGAAACAACAACUUCAUUGUAGCUAAUUCCAGAGUUCACUCCUACGAUAGUGUCUCACAGAAUCUUUACCUGCAAAAGAACAAAAUCUACACUUUCUCUGCCUGGAUUCAAGUGAGUAAGGGAAGAAUUCCAGUAUCAGCUGUUUUCAAGACUCAAACAGGGUACGUACAUGCUGGUGCUAUUUUUGCCGAGUCCAAUUGCUGGUCCAUGCUUAAGGGUGGCCUCGCUGUUGAUGCCUCAGGCCCUGCUCAACUUUAUUUCGAGAGUAACAACACAUUGAUUGACAUAUGGGUGGAUAGCAUCUCAUUACAACCCUUCACCAAAAAGCAAUGGAUGUCUCAUCAAGAUCAAGCCAUCGAAAAGACCCGAAAGACUAAGGUAAGGAUCCAGGCAGUGGAUAGUCAAGGAAAACCCUUAUCUAAUGCUAAUAUCUCAAUAAAACUAAAGAAAGCAAGUUUCCCAUUUGGCUGUGCUAUAAACAAAAAUAUCCUCUACAACAACGCCUAUCAAAAAUGGUUCACUUCCAGGUUCACAGUGACAGUAUUUGAGGAUGAAAUGAAGUGGUAUAGCACAGAACCCUCGCAGGGCAAAGUGGACUACUCAGUCCCUGACGCCAUGCUUCAGUUCGCCAAGAAGAACAAUGUAAUAGUCCGAGGCCACAAUGUGUUCUGGGAUGAUCCCAAGUAUCAGCAAGGAUGGAUCAAUUCACUCUCUCCUACCGAUCUUUCCAAGGCCACCACUGAGAGGAUCAACUCUAUCAUGUCAAGGUACAGAGGGCAAGUCAUUGGCUGGGAUGUUGUUAAUGAAAACCUGCACUUCAAUUUCUUUGAGAGAAAAUUAGGGCAAAAUGCUUCUGCAGUUUUCUAUAACUUGGCUCAGAAGAUUGAUGGAACUUCGACUUUGUUCUUGAACGACUAUAACACCAUUGAAGAUGGUAGAGAUGACGAUUCUACACCGGCUAAGUACCUGCAAAAGCUGAGAGAUAUUAAGGCAUUUCCUGGUAAUGGAAAUCUUAAAUUGGGGAUUGGACUUGAAUCCCAUUUCAGUAGUGCCGCUCCAAACCUUGCUUAUAUGAGGGCUUCCAUUGAUACACUUGCUGCUACCAAUUUCCCCAUUUGGCUCACAGAAGUAGAUGUUCAAAGCGGCCCCUAUCAGGCACAAUACUUGGAGCAGAUUCUAAGGGAGGGACACAGUCACCCGAAAGUGGCAGGAAUUGUGAUCUGGUCGGCCUGGAAACCGCAGGGAUGCUACAGGAUGUGUCUGACAGAUAACAAUUUCAAGAACUUGCCCACUGGUGAUGUAGUUGACAAGCUGUUGGCUCGGCGGAUUGCUGUCAAGUCCUUGGCUGGCAGGACGGAUGGAAAUGGCUUCUUUGAGGCGUCCCUUUCCCAUGGAGUUUACAGCGUGAAAAUUCAUCACCCUUCUGCAAAAAAAUUUUCUUUGGUUCAAAAGCUUAAUGUGGUCUCAAGCACUGGUGCAGCUAAUCCAACAUUGCUUAUGCGAUUUGCCACCUGAGUCUUUUCUUUGAUAGGUUGAGUCUAACGAUUUAUGAUUAUUUAAUUAAAUCAUGAAAUCUGAUUUUUUUACAAAAA
Messenger RNA from Hevea brasiliensis (rubber tree), 2454 nucleotides. RefSeq names its product endo-1,4-beta-xylanase 5-like. The record is from RefSeq and is a predicted model, not a curated record. Lineage: Eukaryota; Viridiplantae; Streptophyta; Magnoliopsida; Malpighiales; Euphorbiaceae. The coding region runs from base 629 to 2377 and encodes 582 amino acids. The transcript has 8 exons. Gene Ontology annotation, biological process: carbohydrate metabolic process. Gene Ontology annotation, molecular function: hydrolase activity, hydrolyzing O-glycosyl compounds.